AUGAGUGCGAUCGAUAAGGAGAGACUGGACGGAGCAUGCUCCUCGCGCGAAGAUAAAACGUGUCCGCCUGAACGAGUCGACAUGUUCGUGUCGAUGUGA
Molecule: messenger RNA, 99 nt
Organism: Peronospora matthiolae
Lineage: Eukaryota; Oomycota; Peronosporomycetes; Peronosporales; Peronosporaceae
Source: the annotation of a GenBank genome assembly